Molecule: messenger RNA, 1311 nt
Organism: Exophiala oligosperma
Lineage: Eukaryota; Fungi; Ascomycota; Eurotiomycetes; Chaetothyriales; Herpotrichiellaceae
Exons: 1
Coding region: 1-1311 (436 amino acids)
Biological process (GO): regulation of DNA-templated transcription
Molecular function (GO): DNA-binding transcription factor activity, RNA polymerase II-specific; zinc ion binding
Source: RefSeq, a predicted model, not a curated record
AUGAGUGCCAACUCCGAACCUGUACCAGUCGAGCGAAAGAAAACAUCGGCCCCAAAAGUCCGCACGGGCUGUAUCACCUGCAAGAAACGACAUGUCAAAUGCGACGAGGCUCGCCCAGUCUGUCUCCGAUGUCGACGAGGUGGCCACAAAUGCUUGGGCUACGAUACUAUUCGAACUUGGAUGUUUGAGCCUGCUAGGUCUUCAGUGACACAGUCUCAUCCACAACCUGCUCCGGAACGCAAAGAUGAAUGGUCAUCUCUAUCUGGAGAAGCUGAAAAUGCCCUCUGUCCUCCAUCAUCUGGUCUGGCACCACUCAGUCUUUUCUCCAGCCUCUCCGAGACUCGUUCCUUCGAAUUCUUUCUCCAUAACACUGGCCCUUUUCUGAGCCACUUCUCGCCCACUCCAGCGCCUCUUUUUAAUGCUUUCAUUCGCUCAGCUUUGUCCUGUGCGGCAACGAAGAACCUUCUUCUCGCCCUUGCCAUUCUCGAUGAGUCUCGAAUACCAGACUUUGCACUACGCAAAACAGGAAGUGCACCGCUGAAGGCUGCAGAGAGGUACCACACAGCUGCUCUUGGACUCAUGGCCCGGGAGCGCUAUCCGCUGCAUGAUUUGCUGAUUGCCAGCAUACUUGCUUGGUCCUAUGAAGUUGGCAAUCGUCGGAUGCAGUCUGCUCGCGUACACCUGGACUCGGCCCUGCUGAUCGCUGAUAAAAAUCUAGCUCGUUCCAGCCAGGACAGCGAUCCCUCAUACCACCGUGAUGACCUCGUUGAGACAGUGCUCAAGCCAUCCCUAGACGCGAAUCAAAGUUUCCACCAUUCAACAACCAUUUUUGCCAACCAGGGCGCUACCGGGGAAACAUCUCAUCCAUCUUUAGACUUGCCGGGAACCUUCUCCUCUGUUUCCGAAGCGGCGCAGCUUCUUGAAGGCUGUUUCGACUUGCUCUACGUCGAUCGUAUCAGCACCUCGGAUGCAGCAGCAUUCGGCCGGAACUGGUUGGAUAUAAUUCGCAGACACCGUACGAGGGGUAUUGGCAUUGAGCCACUCAUGCAAAGAUGGGUAUUGUAUCUACUCUACGCCACCCUGGGCACUUUCAUCGAGGUAAAACUUGAAGCACUCUCGGAGUUUGAUGCGCAGACACGAUGCAAUCAUGUCAUUGGCCUAAUGGAAACGAUCUCAGAGACUGAACUAUUUGCCGGCUUCUCUGACGCUCUGGGCCUGAUCAUGAAGAUCACAGCAGGCACUUGUCAAGCUGUUCAGCCGGUAGUGCGCAUAAAACGGCUGUUGGACAAAAUUCGGGGGCGCGGACCUUAG